Engraulis encrasicolus (European anchovy) is the source of this 4463-nucleotide messenger RNA. RefSeq names its product solute carrier family 8 member B1 (gene slc8b1). NCBI's taxonomy places the organism in Eukaryota, Metazoa, Chordata, Actinopteri, Clupeiformes, Engraulidae. The coding region runs from base 491 to 2131 and encodes 546 amino acids. Gene Ontology annotation, biological process: calcium export from the mitochondrion; intracellular calcium ion homeostasis. The record is from RefSeq and is a predicted model, not a curated record. Gene Ontology annotation, cellular component: membrane. Gene Ontology annotation, molecular function: calcium:sodium antiporter activity. The transcript is spliced from 15 exons.
AAUGUUGGAGUGGAUAAUAUGGGCUUUGUUUAGCUUUAAGAAAGGGGGUGUCAGCGUGACGAUUUAGGAAGUGCAUGAAGUGACGCUCUGGGUGGGAGAGAGCGCACUUCCUACCGCAGCUGUGCAGAAUCCUUAACAAGAAGUGUACUAUGUUGCUGACACACUGUACUAGUGAGCUUUGCUGAGCACUGCGCUGUGGACUGAAUUUCCCUCAAGUUGGCUCAGUCUCCAGCCGAUGUUUACCUCUUGAAAUAUUCAUUUUACGCAUGCCACGUCCGCCAACUCUAUGUUUAGGUGAUUAUGAAAUGCACUGAAGACACACGGCAUAUUUUGGACACGACAUGAAAGGACUCAAGUCAUGGAACACUGGAUCAUAAUAGCGCUUUAGUUAUAGUAUUUUUGUUGUUGGCACAAUGUUUUCUCUUUGGAUUGGACUCGAGGGGUAAGAGAACAUCCCCCCAGCUGGUAGGCGACACCACGAGCGUCGGGAAUGCGUUAUUCCGUUGGAAUCAUGAGUGGGGCCGCAGACGAAUGCGAUAUUGUCAUGAGCCUGAAUGUCAGCCAGCGGUGCGAGUUCGUCAAGAGUACCGAAGACUGUAGCCAGGAAGACGGCUUCAUCAACUACCCGCGCCUCACCUUCUGCGCGUUCUCACCGCAGCUUUUGCCCCUGGCCAUCACCCUCUAUGCAAUAUGGCUGCUCUUCUUGUUCCUGGCACUUGGACUCGCCGCCUCCAAAUUCUUCUGUCCAAAUCUGUCGGCCAUUUCCUCCACCCUACGCCUGACCCACAACGUGGCUGGCGUGACCUUUCUAGCAUUGGGGAACGGCGCUCCUGACGUCUUCAGUGCCAUGGCGGCCUUCUCAAGGCCCCACACCGCUGGGCUGGCCAUUGGAGCACUCUUUGGUGCUGGGAUAUUUGUGACGACGGUGGUGGCGGGUAGCGUGGCGCUGGUCAAGCCCUUCACGGUGGCCUCUCGGCCCUUCCUGAGGGACAUGGUCUUCUACAUGGCGGCCGUCUACUGGACCUUCACCAUCCUCUACAAGGGACACAUCGCCCUGGCCGAGGCACUGGGAUACAUUGGCCUGUACAUGGUGUAUGUGGCCGCUGUUCUUGUCAGUGCCUAUGUCUACAACUACAGGAAGCGCUCCAUCAAUGGACCUGCCACCCCAGUACCCACACCAGAUUUGCUGACUAGUGACGAAUACAGUGAUGGCGUGAACAAAAGCAUAAAUUCCUAUGAUGAAGAGUACCAGCCUCUGCUGCCCCACACGCUGUCCACCAGCCAGAUCUUCCUGAGCUCGCUGAAGCCCGUCGACAGCCGCAAGUGGAGAAGGAAACCCUGGACUUGGAGGCUCCUGAAGGUGGUCAAGAUGCCGCUGGAGGUGUUGCUGCUGCUGACGGUGCCGGUGGUGGACCCGGAUAAAGAGGACCACAACUGGAACAGGCCCCUCAACUGCCUCCACCUCGUCACCGGGCCGCUGGUCUGCAUACUCACCUUCAAGUCGGGAUACUAUGGCCUGUACAUGAUGGAGGGGGAGUUUCCAGUCUGGGCUCUGGUGGUGAUGUUUGGAGGUCUGCUGGCUGCUAUAGUUUUCUGCAGUACCACCAAUGAGCAACCACCACGGUAUCACUUUCUGUUCUCUCUGCUGGGUUUCGUGGUGAGUGCUCUGUGGAUCAGCACGGCGGCGUCGGAGGUGGUGAGCGUGCUCCACCUGCUGGGGGUGGUCUCCAGCCUGAGCAACACCGUGCUGGGCCUCACCCUACUGGCCUGGGGGAACAGCAUCGGGGAUUUCUUCUCGGACAUCACCAUAGCCAAGCAGGGUUACCCUCGCAUGGCCAUCUCGGCCUGCUUUGGAGGGAUCAUCUUCAACAUGCUGUUUGGUGUAGGCCUGGGCUGCUUGAUGCAGAUGUUCAGUGGCAAUCACCUAGUAAAGCUGGAGCCGGAGGGCAUCCUGUGCUGGGUCCUGGCCGCCUCUCUGGGCCUGAGCCUGGUGCUGUCCUUCGUGCUGGUGCCUCUGCAGUGUUUCCACCUGGGCCGCGCCUACGGCGUCUUCCUCAUCCUCCUCUACUUCACCUUCCUCCUCGUGGCUCUGCUCACCGAGUUCCGGGUGAUACGCUGGGGGGCCCUGUGAUGUGGAAAGUACAGUAAUUGACUUUGUAUAGAAAAUCGAGCAACAAAAGCUGUUUGGACGCUUGGGAGGCGCUUUUGGUGACGAGCGACGGUUUGAAGUUGAACUUCAGCGGACUUCGAUGAUGAUGAGCUAUGAUGAGGUUCGGUGACCGCUGCAGCAGCAGUUGGAGAAUGUCGGAGCACUUGCGUCUGCAUCACUGCGUCACUUUGCAUCGGUUGUUCUUUUGAUGUUUUUUGCUGCUUUUGUCGCUGCUGGGCUGAAAUAGUCCAGCAACGCUUUCUGCGCUUGAUAUGGCUUUUGUUGUUUUCGACUACUGGGCUGAAAUAAUCCUGUGCUUCAUAUUGCUUUUGUUUUCGGUGUGUUUGUGCAUCUGAAAAUCAGUAACCCUCCUCUGGUUACUUCCUCCGUCCUGUGCCUUAAGGUUCAGCGUCAUCAAGGACAUGUAAACAGUGGUGAUUCUACAAUAACUGGUGCCCCGGGCAACGCCCCGUCGGACGCCCCACCCCCUAACUGCAGGAAGGAGGAGAAAUCUGCACACUGUUUGCUGCUCAGCGAUUUAUUCAACACCUGACUAGGAUCGUUUGAGGCCGAACUGUUGUAUUGAAUGAAUCGAUGAGCAGCAACCGUGUGCAGAUUUCCCCCUUCUUCUCAGUCCUCCAACCUCCCUUGAUUCCUUCUUUUACUGUUGGUGCCUAUUGCUGCACCCCUUGCUGAAGUGCUGACCUGCAAACCGCUCACGUUCAUAUCGGGCUGUGAACUUUUUGUGACUGUGUGUUACCUGGAUGAACCUGCUGACAUUCGUGCUGUUGUUCGCUGAGAAAAAAACAAGUAUCUUUUUCAGUUUGCAUUGUGAACCAACUUUUUAAUUGUUGAGCACUCAGACUUGCGGCAUGAACACGCAGGCCGGUUUGAGAUAAGGUGCAGGAAUAGGCACCGGCACGGUUCUCAGGCGGCCUGAAAGUGCCUUUUAUGUCUACUGAAGGAGGGGCGACAUCAAGAGAUGAGGGCAGAGGAAAUGGCUGGAGGACUGGAGGCAGCCUCAAACUGCACUCUCUCAGAAACAAGCUUGAGGAAGCAUUUCAUACAGACAAUCUGUUGGGUUUACCGGUCGGUUGGUUCCUUUCUUUGCACUGGCCAUGUGCCACACCUUUCAACCCCUCCAACAUGCUGGAGAAAUCCACAGCAGUUCGAUGUGUUAUGUUCUGUAUGACUUAACGCACAGUUUUUUUUUUCCAAGUUUGAUUUUGUAAAUUGUAAGACUUUUGAAGGGACAAAACCCAAUCGCAUUGAGUGCUCACACGUGAUCUACGUAAUAGAACUUCUGAACAGAAAGCUCUCAGCUGUGCAUGGGUGGCCUCUGUUAUGCUAAGAGAAAUGUCUUAGCCUUUUGAGGGGAAAGAAACUCGUUCAUAUCUUACAUCUCAAUCACGCUUAUUUAAUGUGCGGAACAAGCUGUAUGUGAAUUACAGUCUCAAGAUUCAAGAUUCAAAAAGCUUGAAAUGUGGAAGGAAUCUUCAGUGUUUUAAUAGUCUGCCACAUUGUGGUGUGUUUGUGUAUAUUUUCUUCAAUCAUGAAAUUGCACCAGGAAUGUUUGCAAUACAAUGCACAGUGCGUUCGACUGUUUACAAGUCUAUUUCAAUACUAUGAGCCAUGCUUAUGGGAAAACAACUGAUGUAAAAUACAGAAAAACAUGUGAACUCUGAAUAUCAUUUUGAUGUUGUUUUUUUUUCUUUUUAAAAGAAAAAUGGAAGCGUUGUCCAAAGGGGUUGUCUCUUCUACUCUACUCAAGAAGGGUCAAUGUCUUCUACUGUAUUUCGGGACAGCCUGUUUUCUAUUUACUUUGUGUCUGAGACAGUGCAUUGAAACAACAACUUGUCUUUGACAGACAAACUCUGUGGCUGCACGAUAAUUGUACAGCACUGCCUAUAAAUGUUCUGUAACACUUUAUUUUAAUGGUUCACUAUUGCAAUGGCUCUACCACAUUAGGUACAGUGUAAUAACCUGUAUAACAAUAUUUAAUACCAUGUAAUACCAUGUACCAAGCCUAAACCUAACCCUAGAUGUCAGUGCAAAAUUGGUACACCGGUAUUACAUGGUAUUAAAUAUUGUUACACUGGUUAAUACACUGUGGCGUUCACCCGACAUAAAGUGUAACCAAAUGUUCUGACGUUCAAGAUGAGAUAUAUGCUCAUUACACAAACAAUACUGUACACAAACACAUAGCUAAACAAUAAGGGAUAUACAUGCUGUAUAUAAAGAAUCAGAGUGCAAUAUUUUUGGAUGAUGCACUUGUUGAACAUAAUUGUGUGAUUAAACCCAUUCUUAGACUGUC